Molecule: messenger RNA, 1854 nt
Organism: Histoplasma mississippiense
Lineage: Eukaryota; Fungi; Ascomycota; Eurotiomycetes; Onygenales; Ajellomycetaceae
Exons: 2
Coding region: 1-1854 (617 amino acids)
Source: RefSeq, a predicted model, not a curated record
AUGGCGAGCCAGACUCAGUUUCAGCUAUUUCCUCAGGUCCAGCCUCUAAACAAGCCCAAUGGCAAUCCAUUCAGAAAAGGGAAUCGACGACGUGCUACAAAGUCUCCAGUAAUUUCACCGAUCUUGGGUGACGACAAGACAUCAUCCCAGACCGAGGCCGUCAUUCUUCAAAUCAUCGAGGACACAAAUAAGACUCCUCUAGCCCCUUCUCCUACGGUUUAUAUUGUGAGCACGAAUUCUCCCUCAUUCAAUACGGAACUCAGAGAAAAAUCGAAAGUUGUGGAAUCUCCUCAACGGUCCGAAAAUGGCAAAUCUCUCCCUCCCCAGUCAACUUCGCCGGAACCUAUUCGAUCCGGAUCUCCCGUUCAAAUUGAGGUGACCACCUCACCGCCUAGAUCACCUACAUCCCCAGUGGUGUCAAUGAGGUCAAUAUUUCCCCGUUACGAUCCCAACGUGCCUUUGAGCCAGCAGCAAUACUAUCCCCAACGUUCGAGACCUAACGAUCUUCCGCGGGAAGUUAUAUCGAGAUGUGACUAUAACCAAAGUGUGGCAUCUCCACAGUCUGCUUCUUCCCGUACUAUGCGCGAGUCCACCCAACUAGCUGCUGCUGCUAAGGUUACAUCCUCCCAGCAACUCACACGUCUAUGGGAGGCUGCAAAUGGAGAAGGCCACAACCUGAACUCGGAACAUUUCACCUACGUAUUUCCAAGUGAGUCGAAAGGCAAUCGUGUACAUCUUGCGUUGGAAUCUCACCCCACCAAAGAGAAUACCAAGUCUCCCAUAGUUACACUGAGCAACACGGAAAUUAACAGACCUAAAGGUAAUGGCUUUACUACGGUUAUUUUCCCCAUGUUGGCAGAGAUCCUAGCUAGAGAUCAAGCGUUGAGCUUGUCAAGGCAACAUCAGCUAGCUCCAACCGACGCAAUGGAGGUGGAGGAGGAUGCUGUUAGGCGGGCAGAAGCUCAAGAGUCCUGCAUACUAGAGUGGAACGGGUCUCAUGGUCGGUACGACGUGCUGCACCAGGCUUUGUUUAAUGACCCAAGUGACGGUCGGGAAAAUGAGAUCCAACAGCAAGGGCUCCCCAUCAUAAAUAAACGGGGCCAAACAUUACGCCUCUCGGUCUCCGCCUCUACAACAGAUAGCGCACAGUUGGACCAUCCUCCAUCAAUUCUUGUCACAAUGCCAGGACGGGACUCGACCAAAGAUAUUCCGUUGGUAGCUCUAGACUUGGAAACCAUGACGCUGUCGAUUUCGGCGGGCAUCAUAUCCUCCACGAUUCCGGCUUUAUACUGCAUAGACUCCCUAGUUGCCUCAGUUCUCAUAAUCGCUGCCACGGACCAAUUUAUUAGAAACAUUCUUGGCGGAAUGAGCAUCGAAACUGCUGUGACCAAAGGAGAAUUCCCAGAUCCAUAUAAUGUCACGUCCUCCAGGGCACCAUCAGCGGCAGCUACCUUCCAGCCAUGUUUUAAUGGUCAGCUAAUCGCCACACAGGCGGAGCGUGAAGAGGCAGAGCAAGAAGCUAUGCUGAUGUCACAAAUUCAUUCUUCUUCCAAGCGCAAGAAAAGGUAUUCGUUUUGGAAGAGGUCAUCCUCCUCCUCUCCAGAGACGAAGACAAAAGUGAAAAAGAGUAUUAAGAAAGCCCCAGUUGUGAUUGAGGAAAUUGACCUUGAAAACUACGGUCGAUAUAGCAGCGGAUCUCGCGAAGGAGAGGAAUUACCUGGAAUCAUGAGGUCUGUGCUCAAGCUUAUAUUUUGGGGAUUUAAAGCUGUUAUCUGGGGCCUCACUGUUGCGUUGAAGUUCAUCGCAUGGUUCCUAGUUAAAUUGACGCGGUGUUUUACCAGCGAGAAAUUUUAG